AUGUUAAUCCUCUAUACCACCUGGAAGACUUUGGCAAGCAACUACGUCAACGUGCUACUGGUAUUCGUGCCUCUGGGUAUCAUCUCUGGCGAGCUUGGUUGGAGCUCCACUGCUGUCUUCAUUCUCAACUUCUUGGCCAUCAUCCCGUUGGCAUCGCUGUUGGCCUUUGCGACGGAAGAGAUAUCUGUGCAUGUUGGUCAAACACUUGGUGGUCUGUUGAAUGCGACGUUUGGCAAUGCCGUAGAGCUGAUUGUCUCCAUUGUUGCGCUGAGGAAGAAUGAGGUCAGAAUCGUCCAGUCUAGUAUGCUCGGCAGCAUCCUCUCCAACAUCCUCCUCGUGCUUGGGUGCUGUUUUAUUGCUGGUGGCAUCGCCAAGCCAGAGCAGAAGUUCAACUCGACCGUCGCAUCGACCAUGUCGUCGCUUAUGGCUGUCGCCUCGGCUUCGCUGAUCAUCCCUGCCACCUUGUACGCCGCGCUACGUGACUCCAAGGAGAGCUCCAACGACAAUAUCCUCCUUUUGUCUCACGGCACCUCCAUCAUCCUCCUCAUUCUCUACGUUCUCUACCUGUACUUCCAAUUGAAGAGUCACGCGCACUUGUUUGACGAGGAACAAGCGUCUGACGAGAAUGGAAACGAGGAACAUGCAGAAGCUCAAGUCCUAGGGCCCAUUCCGGCUGGUAUCGCUCUUGCGGUCAUCACGAUCAUCACAGCAGUGUGUGCUGAAUAUCUCGUCGGAAGCAUUGAAGGCAUUGUCGCGACAGGGAAAGUGUCCAAGACCUUUAUCGGUCUUGUGCUGCUGCCCAUUGUUGGAAAUGCAGCCGAGCACGUCACGGCCGUCGUGGUUGCGUACAAGAGCAAGAUGGACUUGGCCGUGGGUGUUGCCAUUGGUAGCUCCAUGCAGAUUGCGCUUUUCGUCACGCCAUUCAUGGUCAUUCUCGGAUGGAUCAUGGACAUCAACAUGACCCUCCACUUCCAGCUCUUCGAGACGGUCGUCUUCUUCCUCAGUGUCUUGGUCGUCAACUACCUGAUUCAGGACGGCAAGAGCAACUACUUGGAGGGCGCCAUGUGUCUCGGCACCUACAUCAUCAUUGCCCUCGCCUUCUACGUCUACCCGGACGACGCUUCAUCCGACCCCACCAGCCUCACUGGCGGUCACUAG
Messenger RNA from Pseudovirgaria hyperparasitica, 1158 nucleotides. Its product is annotated as Calcium/proton exchanger. Bases 1 to 1158 code for a protein of 385 amino acids. The record is from RefSeq and is a predicted model, not a curated record. Gene Ontology annotation, molecular function: calcium:proton antiporter activity. Gene Ontology annotation, biological process: calcium ion transmembrane transport; intracellular calcium ion homeostasis. Gene Ontology annotation, cellular component: fungal-type vacuole membrane. The transcript has 2 exons. Lineage: Eukaryota; Fungi; Ascomycota; Dothideomycetes; Acrospermales; Acrospermaceae.